AUGGCCAGUGAACAUUCCGAGUCCCAGGAGACCAGCUCCACGUCUCUAGUGGAAGACUCGCUGACCAUAUCGUUCGAAGACAUCAGCUAUGUGGUCCGACAUGGCAUCUUGGCGGGAGGACGCAAGACGAUCCUCAACGAAGUAUGCGGCACCUUCAACGCUGGCGAGCUGACGGUCAUUAUGGGACAGUCCGGAGCCGGCAAGAGCACUCUCAUGGACAUCCUAGCGGGAUAUACAAAACAAACAAGUGGGAAUAUUUUCAUCAAUGGACGACUGCGCAAUGAAAAAAGUUUUAGGCGAAGAUCGUGUUACAUAUUACAAGAUGACAGAGUACAAGACAUGCUCACUAUCAACGAAUCAUUACACAUAGCAGCAGAACUCAAAUUAGGAAAUCAUAUUAGCAAACAACAGAAAAAACGACGAAUACAUGAAAUAAUCACAUCCCUCGGUUUAAGUAGUUCUAAGCACACUAGAGCUGGUCUUUUGUCUGGUGGUCAGAAGAAAAGGCUGGCAAUAGGUUUGGAAUUAAUCAGUGACCCACCGGUUAUGUUCCUAGAUGAACCUACAAGUGGGCUGGAUAGUUCAAUAUCGAAGCAAAUAGUAUAUUUACUUCACCUUUUAGCGCGGCAAGGGCGGACGGUGGUGGUGACCAUGCACCAGCCGUCCGCCGCUCUGUUGAGCAUGGUGGACCGGUUGUACGCCGUGGUCGGGGGCCGCUGUGCUUACGUCGGCUCCGUACCGCAGCUCCUGCCCUAUCUAGAACAUAUGAACUUAAUGUGCCCGCCCUACCAUAACCCUGUGGACUUUUUAAUCGAAAUAUGUGUAGAAAAUGCGAGUGACCUAGUGGAGAGCUCUGGAAACGGGAGGAACAAUAGAUGGACUGCAAACAUAUCUCAUGAGACUGAUAGUAAUUUAAUAGAAAUAUCUAGUCUAAGUGCCUGUAAAGAGGUUUGCCUGACGACGCUGCCGGCUCCUAAGGAGGAUCCGACGAGUAAAAUACUAUUAGCACUGAAGAGUACAUACACCACGUCGUUUCUUAAACAAUUUGCCACGCUAACUCGGAGAUCACUUCUGACAAUAUGGAGAGACCCCUCGUUCACUCUAAUGACGACAGGCAUCCACUGCGCGAUGGCGCUCUUCAUAGGAUUCCUAUUUUACAACAUCGGACAUGACGCUAAGUACGUGCGGGACAACUACAACUUCUUGUACUUCAGCCUUAUGUUCCUCAUGUUCACCGCUUUCAGUGGUGUUACUAUCAGCUUUCCUGAACAAAUCCCUGUGAUCCGACGAGAACAUUUCAACAGGUGGUACACAACGGGUGCCUACUAUACUUCGACUAUAGCAUCGACAUUACCAACACAGACUGUGUGCACACUGUCGUACGCCUUCAUUGUGUACUGGCUUACUGGACAACCUACCGAACUGCGACGGUUCGCCGGCUUCUGCUUCAUACUGCUCUUAGUAUCGUACGUCGGAUUAUGCAAAGGACUGCUUAUUGGAUCCUUGUUUAAUGUUAAGAAUGGAGUGGUAUUCGGACCAUUCUUCAUAAUGCCGUUCACCGUGUUCUCUGGGUUCUUCCUCCGAUACUACGACGCUCCGUUCUUCGUGCGAUGGCUAUUCCAGGCGUCUUUCCUCAAACACGGCCUUGUGGGCCUCGUAUUAUCCAUCUACGGCAUGGACAGGCCCAAACUCGUGUGUUCAGAAUUAUACUGCCAUUACUCCUACCCCAAUCUAUUCCUACAAGACAACUACAUAGUCGGUGAAAAGUUUUCCAUGCUUAUUCUUGCACUGUUCUCUAUAGGAAUUAUUGUAUCAAUAUUUGCUUUUAUCAUAUUAAAAAUAAGAUUAAAGAGCAAAUGGUAA
This is a messenger RNA of Spodoptera littoralis (African cotton leafworm), 1863 nucleotides long. Lineage: Eukaryota; Metazoa; Arthropoda; Insecta; Lepidoptera; Noctuidae. The record is from the annotation of a GenBank genome assembly.